Camelina sativa (false flax) is the source of this 535-nucleotide messenger RNA. RefSeq lists its product as uncharacterized. NCBI's taxonomy places the organism in Eukaryota, Viridiplantae, Streptophyta, Magnoliopsida, Brassicales, Brassicaceae. The record is from RefSeq and is a predicted model, not a curated record.
CAAUUCAGCGGCUCCCACAGAAAUUACUCUCAUCCCUACCAAUCUUUGUUAAUUUUUUUGCAUGUCUAUCUGUUCCCACAACAAUUAUUUAUAAAUUGACCCAUACAUCAUGCACUCUUGACUCUCCAAACAAGCUUAUCCAAUUCUCUUGAUUGUUUAAAGAUAUUCUUAUCCAUCGAUCAAUGGCACCAUCGGCUGCAAUGCUCAUACUCUCACAUCCCCUAAUUAGCCACAAAGCAACAAAUCAGUAUCCGUCGUCUCCCGCCGUUAAGUCGACACGUGUCUCCGGUAUUCUUUUGCCUUGGAAGGCGUCGGACGGUGAGGAUCGUUCCAAAGUUGGUCUCCGGCUCUUUGGUGAUCAAGAUACACUAGAGAAGCGUUUUCAAGAGGCUCUUGAACUUAGCUGCUGGUAAUUUGUACAAGAUCUUGUAAUUUUUUUUUUUCCUUGGAAAUGGAAGUUAUGUAAAAAUUUGAAGUGGAUUAUGUAUAAUUAAAGGUAAUUAUGGAAAAAUCAAACGACAACAACUAUCUCAAA